Zeugodacus cucurbitae (melon fly) is the source of this 1152-nucleotide messenger RNA. RefSeq lists its product as uncharacterized. Lineage: Eukaryota; Metazoa; Arthropoda; Insecta; Diptera; Tephritidae. The record is from RefSeq and is a predicted model, not a curated record. The transcript has 2 exons. The coding region runs from base 94 to 837 and encodes 247 amino acids.
CUCUAAUAUUAGUUCCAUGGCUUGAUGCCAUAUUUUUUACCAUUUAUUGUGUUUGGCUGAUGGUAAAAGUUUUGACGUGACAAAUAUUCAAAAAUGGCUUUAAAACUGAAUCGCGAUGAUACUAUUAAUUUGAUACGUAUUUAUGAACAGUAUGAAUGUCUUUGGAAUUGCAGAAAGGAAUCAUACAGAAAUUUAGUUUUAAAAAAGAAAGCAUGGGAGGAAAUUGCCAUCUACUUCGAGGCAGAUGUGCAAGAGAUGAAAAAGAAGAUUAAAUAUCUCCGCACAGCCUAUGUGGCUGAACGCAGAAAACUGCAGGAGUCAAAACGAAAUUCACUGAAUCCGACUGAAAUCUAUCAGCCUAAAUUAUUUUAUUAUAAUGAUUUCAACUAUUUAAAUAGUACAAUAGUGGUAAGAAAAAGAGAGUUUAUCGAUGAUGACGAGGAGAAUGAUGAUGAAAUGUGUCCAAAAACAGAAGAUUCAUAUGAAGAGUUAAGCAACGAAAACUGCGAACGUUUACAGGAGAAUGAAUCAGUCUGGGAUAAAUGCUCUCCGGAAGACUAUCUAGACGAAGAUUAUCAACAACAAGAAUUCAAAAAAAUAAGGUUGACAUCUAAUCAAAAUACAAAUACUUCAAAUUCUGCGAAUGAUUCUAUAUACAAUUUAAAACAAAAACAAUAUAAACGUUGCUCUGAAACAUCGUUGGAAACAGAUGAUAUGUAUUUAGCUUUUGGAAAAAGUAUAGGAUUGCAACUUAGAAAUUUGAAUCCUAUUAAUGCAGCUAAAGCCAUGGCAAAAAUACAAGGCAUUCUUACAGAACUUGCUGUUUCAGAAGUAUAACUAUAAUUUGUUUUAAAUUUGAUAGCCAAUAAUAAUUCCAAAUAGUAUAGUAGAUAGAACAACAAAAAAUUGUAUCGAUAGAUAUAAAGUGAAAAGAAGUUUUUGAACACUAAUGCUAGAAUUUAAUCCAUAUAUCGUUGGCAAGCCAUGCUGUUAAUAAUUUUUUUAAAAUUGUUUAAACUCUACUCUAUUAAUAAUGUAAAUAAUUAUAACAUUCAAAAUCAAUGGAUUGAUUUAUUUCUUGUAUUUUCGUCAAAAUAUAAGAUGUACUAUAAUCUUUAAAUAACAAUAGGAAAUAUAUUAUAAACUUCGUAA